Messenger RNA from Erigeron canadensis, 3119 nucleotides. Its product is annotated as pentatricopeptide repeat-containing protein At3g62890-like. The record is from RefSeq and is a predicted model, not a curated record. The transcript has a single exon. Bases 73 to 2049 code for a protein of 658 amino acids. Lineage: Eukaryota; Viridiplantae; Streptophyta; Magnoliopsida; Asterales; Asteraceae. Gene Ontology annotation, biological process: RNA modification. Gene Ontology annotation, molecular function: protein binding; RNA binding; zinc ion binding.
AAAUCGGUAUAUGAACCAAAAUACAGCACACAGAGAAAUGGUAAACAUAAAGACCAGCUUGUCUCCAAUAUCAUGACCACCAUCACCGAGCCACCAUUUCAUUAUCAUCAUCAUAUCCAAACCAUUUCACAAAAAACACUUUUAAAUCUAUUAACCACAAAAUGCACCACAUCUCUUCAACUUCUCAAACAAACCCACGCUCUUAUCCUCAAAACGGGCCACUUUCAAGACCACUACAUUUCUGGUACUUUAAUUAAGUCUUACUCUAAUCCUUAUUUCAACACUUUUCAUUCAUCUAUACAAGUCUUUAGUGAAGUCCCUAAUCCGAAUGUUUUCGUUUGGAACUCGGUUAUGAAAGCGUGUUUCGACAAUGACAGACAUUGCUUGGGCCUCUUGUUUUAUUUAGAAAUGGUUAUUAAUGGUUCGGACACGAAUAAGUUUACGUAUCCAAUGUUGUUUAAAGCUUGUAUGGUUGUGAAUUGUGCUAAAAUAGGUUUUGAAAUUCAUGGUCAUGUGGUGAAAAAUGGACAUAUGAAUGAUGAGUAUGUGAAAAGUGCUGGGAUUCACAUGUAUUCGUCGUUUGGAAGGUUAAAUGAAGCUAGAAUGAUUUUUGAUUAUGGCGAAUCAUCGGAUGUUGUAUGUUUUAAUGCUUUGAUUGAUGGGUAUUUGAAAUGUGGAGAUAUUGAGUCUGCUAAUUUUUUGUUUGGAUCAUCAAGGAUCGAAAAGAAUGUUGGUUCUUGGAAUACAAUGGUUGCCGGGUUGGCUAAAUGUGGGAUGGUGGACGAUGCUCGAGAAGUCUUUGAUGAAAUGGAUUCAAGAGACGAGAUUUCGUGGAGUUCUAUGAUUGAUGGGUAUAAUAAAAAUGGGCGUUUUGAAGAAGCAAUGGAAAUCUUUAGAGCAAUGCUAAGGGAGAAAGUUAAGCCAAAGAAAUUUAUUCUUUCUAGUGUGGCAUUAGCUUGUGCAAAUGUAGGGUCUCUUGAUCAAGGAAAAUGGUUACAUGGUUACGCUAGGCGGAAUUCUAUAGAACUAGAUGGGGUUUUGGGGACUAGUUUGUUAGAUAUGUAUGCAAAACUUGGACGGCUUGAUUUGGCGUGGGAUGUUUUUGAGACAAUGAAAACGAAACAAAUUUCUUCAUGGAACGCGAUGAUUGGGGCUCUUGGAAUGCAUGGUAGAGCAAAGGAUGCAAUCCAGCUUUUCACUGAAAUGGAAAAACAUAAUGUUAAGCCUGAUGAAAUCACAUUUGUUGGAAUACUAAAUGCUUGCGCUCAUGGAGGCUUACUUGAUGUGGGCUUUGAGUAUUUUAACAAAAUGCAAGAAGUUCAUGAGAUUGAGCCAACGGUCCACCAUUACGCAUGUAUCGUUGACCUAUUAGGCCGAGUAGGGAGGUUAGCUGAAGCCGAGAUGCUAAUAACUAAAAUGCCAAUGACACCAACUCCCGCGGUCUGGGGUGCACUUUUAGGUGCUUGUAAAAUUCAUGGAAACGUUGAUAUGGGUGAAAGAAUUGGUAAAAUGCUAAUCAAUUUAGAGCCUAAAAACGGGGGUCGAUAUGCAUUACUAUCAAACAUAUACGCAAAGGCUGGUAGAUGGGAAGAUGUUGAGCAGUUAAGAGCGUUAAUGAAAGAAAAAGGGGUAAAGACUACAACUGGGAGAAGUACAAUUGAUUUAGAUGGCGUUUUACACGAGUUUAAAAUUGGGCAAUCUGAUCACCCAAGAAUAAGAGAGAUUUACGCAAUGGUAGACGAGAUGAUUGGUAAACUAGAGCUAGAAGGUUAUGUGCCUAGAACAUCUGAGGUGUUGUUUGAUAUUGAUGAGGAUGAAAUGGAAACGACACUAUGGCGACACAGUGAAAAGCUUGCAAUAGCAUUUGGGUUGAUUAGUACAUCACCUGGAACACCUAUUAGGGUCACGAAAAAUCUCAGGAUGUGUGAAGAUUGUCAUUCCGCGAUUAAGCUAGUUUCAUCUGUUUAUGAGAGGAAUAUAAUCGUGAGAGAUCGUUCAAGAUUUCAUCAUUUCAGAAACGGGAAGUGUUCUUGCAAGGAUUUUUGGUGAGGAGUACUUAACCAAGGUCUAAAUUGAAACUCAUGAUUACUUAAGUAUGGGAUUUUGUUUGGAUUCGUUGCCUAUUGAUAAUGGGAAAUGAUAAAUGUACCACAAAAAAUGAUAAACAUAUCACACUGUACAAUCUUCAUAACAUAUUGUACAAGUAUGUGUUGCACAGUUGUGGUAGAUUCAUUGGAUGUUGUGGUACAAAUAUCAGCUCUUAUUGAUAAUAUGUAUCAUUACUCGUAAGGGAAACGAUAAAAUGUACUUAUCUAAUUUACUAGACCUAUAAAUUUGCCUAAAAAUUUAAUGCUUAAACAUAACAAAAUCGGUGGUUAAGUUUCCAAAAGAGAAAAAUAACACCUUUUUAGAGUUUUAUUUACUUAAUAUGUCAUGUCUUUCUUGUAGUCAACACCAAUUUAUCGCUUUCGUCCCUAAGUUUAAUAAAUUACAAUUUUAAUUCAAAAAGCUUUACCCCAUCAACACUUUUGGUCCUAGUCCGUUUAAAAACCCAUCACGUGCCAAACACAUGAUGAGUAUUUUCAUUAGAUUUUGACUUUUUUUUUCCAUUGAUACCCUAACCACGAAGUUAUACCCCCAUUUUCACUCUCUUUCUACGUUAGUUCUCUCUUUCUCUACUUAAUCACCUCCUCCCUCUAUCUUUCUCUCUUAUCUCUUCAAAAAAAAAACCCAAAUCUAUCUUCAAGUUAUGGCUUUAUUAUAAAAUGGUUAACUGUAGUUGUGGAUCAUUUGUUGUGGUUCGCACUUUUUGGACACCUCGAAACCCAAAAAGGAGCCCUAAAAGGGGAUCGCAAUGCACCAGAUUUAUUGAAUGGUAUGAUCAAGUUACGUGUGAAUGUUCAAUGGAGUAUGAAGAAUCAAGAAAACAAAAAGUUAAAAGGAACUCUGUUUUUGUCAUGUAUUGUUGUUUUUAUUAUAUUGUAUUUACUUAUUAGUGGUUAAACAAGCUUGGUUUUUAGGUUGAAACUUAUUUAAAAUGUCAAAUGUGUCAUGUAUUGGUUGUUAUUAGUGAAAGUUUGAAUUUUGCUUGUAGUUAUGUUAAUGAAAUUUAUGAAAAA